Molecule: messenger RNA, 3918 nt
Organism: Hyaena hyaena (striped hyena)
Lineage: Eukaryota; Metazoa; Chordata; Mammalia; Carnivora; Hyaenidae
Gene: DCLRE1B
Product: DNA cross-link repair 1B
Exons: 4
Coding region: 353-1972 (539 amino acids)
Biological process (GO): double-strand break repair via nonhomologous end joining; interstrand cross-link repair; protection from non-homologous end joining at telomere
Molecular function (GO): damaged DNA binding; 5'-3' DNA exonuclease activity
Source: RefSeq, a predicted model, not a curated record
AGGCGCAGCCGCGCGGCUCCGUCUGGUGGAGGCGCUGCGGGCUGUCGGAAAUCGGCUGCUUCGGCCUGUCUCCGCCUAGCAGCGCGCGCUUUGAGUGCCGGGCCUGGGCCGCGGCUCCCGCGCGCGGGUAGGAGCGGCGCUUGGCGGACAGUCGCCGGCGGUUUGCGAUUCCACCCGGGACUCGCAGGAGCACGGCCACCCCUUUUCCUGCCCACGCUAGGGACUCCUUCCUCUACCGGACCGGCUUCCCGUGAGGGGCUCUGUCCUCGUUCUUGCCCCAGCGUACUGUCUUCAGGGCGCGGCUGCUCUGUGCCCAUGAAGACCUCGCUGGUGACCCUCCAGCCCCGCCACCAUGAACGGAGCCCUGAUCCCCCAUACACCCAUCGCGGUGGACUUUUGGAGCCUGCGCCGGGCGGGUGCUGCACGGCUCUUCUUUCUGUCCCACAUGCACUCGGACCACACCGUGGGUUUGUCUAGCACCUGGGCCCGGCCCCUCUACUGCUCUCCAAUCACUGCUUACCUCGUGCAUCGUCACUUACAGGUAUCUAAGAAGUGGAUCCGAGCCCUGGAGGUUGGUGAGAGCCAUGUCCUGCCUCUAGAUGAAAUUGGGCGGGAGACCAUGACGGUAACCCUCCUGGAUGCCAAUCACUGCCCUGGCUCUGUCAUGUUUCUCUUCGAAGGAUACUUUGGAACCAUCCUUUACACAGGUGACUUUCGGUAUACACCAUCCAUGCUAAAGGAGCCAGCCCUGAAACUAGGGAAACAGAUCCAUACCUUAUACCUAGACAACACCAAUUGCAACCCAGCCCGGGUGCUUCCUUCCCGACAAGAAGCUGCCCGCCAGAUUAUUGAACUCAUUCGAAAGCACCCACAGCAUCACGUAAAGAUUGGACUCUAUAGCCUGGGAAAAGAGUCACUGCUGGAGCAGCUGGCCCUGGAGUUUCAGACCUGGGUGGUACUGAGUCCUCGGCGCCUGGAGUUGGUGCAGCUGCUGGGCCUGGCAGACGUGUUCACGGUGGAGGAGAGGGCAGGCCGCAUCCACGCUGUGGACCACAUGGAGAUCUGCCAUUCCGCCAUGCUGCACUGGAACCAGACCCACCCUACCAUCGCUAUCCUCCCCACGAGCCGGAAGAUCCUCCGCUCCCACCCCGACAUCCACAUUAUCCCUUACUCGGACCACUCCUCCUACGCGGAGCUCCGGGCCUUCGUUGCAGCACUGAAGCCUUGCCAGGUGGUGCCCAUCGUCAGGCAGCAGCCCUGUAGGGACUACUUUCAGGACAGCCUGAGCCCCAGGCUCUCAGAGCCCCCGAUCCCAGACUCCGUGCAGCAGUAUAUGGAGUCACCCGCAAGAAAACCAAGCUUGCUCUGGCUCUUGUUAGAAAGGAGACUAAAGAGGCCGCGAGCCCGGGGUGUCGUGUUUGACUCCUUUCAGGACACUGUGGGUCGAUCUCAAGCUGACAUGGACUCAAAGAAGGCCAAGAAUGAGCACCUUUCCGGGCGCCUUGAGGAGCAGGCUUCCCAGCAUCCUUUGCCGAUCAAGAAACCAUUGUUCCCAGACCCCUGCAGCAAAGAGUGGGAGGGGGCAGUCCCUCUCUCGGAGUCCCAGAAGAUGGUGACUGUCCUGACUGCCCCGUUGAGUGUUUCGGGGCACUUACGGUCCACAGAUGAGGAAUUUGUGUCUCUAGAAACUGGGGAGGAAAUUGGCGUGGGGCCACCCUCGGUCCCCAGGGGAGGCCAUGGUGGGUCAGCAGCCACGGGCAACCCGAGUGCUCCGACAGGCCGGGAUCUCCCCCUGACUCACACCGGCGAGGCUGCCCCCCUGCGGGCUCUGCAGUUCAGGGGCUUGGCCCUGAAAUACCUUCUGACUCCAGUGGCCUCGUUCCAGGCCCAGUUCUCUGCGAGGGGCUUUGACCAGCAAGUGGAGAAAUACCACAAAGUCUUGCUGAAGUACAGAGAGGAGGGUGCAGAAUGACGCCUCUGUUGGGCCCAACACCGCAGCUGUAAAGAUGGCGACCGAUGGCUGCCGGGCAGAGGUUGUUUGGGACCUUUUCUAUUGCCACGGGAUCCCCACGGGCUCACCCUGGAGCGAGAGUUUUCAAAGUGUGUUCAUUGGAACCCUAGUGCCCAUGGAGUCCUUAGUUUUACGGCUGGCCGUGUGUAAGAACCCUUCAGGGCUCUGUCGGUCAAACAUCUGAUUCUGUUUCAGCCCAGGGCACAGCCUCACAGCUUCAUGGGUUCCAGCCCCACACGGGGCUCUGUGCUAAUGGCACAGAGCCUGCUUGAGAUUCUCUCUCCCUUCUCUCUGUCCCUCCUCUGUUCACAUUCUCUGUCUCUGAAAAUAAAUAAACUUAAAAAGAAAACCACUCUUCAUUAUACCCCCUGCAUGGCAUACAUGAGCUCCUUAAAGGUGCUGAGAAGUCUUCCAGUAACUUAUCUGGUGGAGUCCGUAUUUCUGCAACAUCUGGAACACGCAACCCUCUUACGUGAGUGCAGAGAGAGAGAGAUGCAGUCUGAAUCGGAAAGGACCAGGUCACUCCCAGUGUUACCGUAUGUGCUGUGUGCCAUUCCCGUGUCCCCUUAUCCCUCUUCCCAGAUAAAAGUCCCAGAUAAAAAUUCCAUUUUUUUAAGUUAGGAACCAUUGGAGGAUAAAGGAGUGAUCCAGGCAGCAUGUUAACAAUCUUGAAUGGCAUUAACUUGCUGUGACCCUGUCCAAGUGACUUCCUGUCUUUGCCUCUGGGAAGGAACAGGAAGCCAUGAAGAACACUGGAACGCUAGAGAAGAACUCCCCCUGCCUCUACUAGAGUUAGUGUCACUGGAGACUUCUCUGGAGCAGAGCCAGCCAGCGGGUUGGGCCCCCCCUCCAAGGCCAUACCUGGAACCCAGCUGAACGGUAGACAUUGGGACGAUUGGCCUCCCGGCCGCCUGGAGGCCCCAACUAUUCGGCCAAAAUAAAGUUACAAAGGAUCAAAUGUGCUGCCAGAUAGUCCUGAUUGUUCACAUAGCUGGGAUAUUUGCUGCUCUCCCCGCCCCCCACCCCCUUGGGUUGAGCAGGGAGCCAGAGCACACAGCCUGUUUGUUCUCAUAUCCAGGGCAGGGAGGGGGAGCCAGCUGGAGGAAGGGGUGGGGGCGCGUGGCUCUGCCCUGUCCUGCUCUGCGCACAUGCCAACCCCAGCAGCAGGACGGCAGGGACCCUAGGCUCUGAGGCUGGGCACAGGCGUGUAAACCACUACUACAGAACGGAGCCUUGCGAUAAAGGUGGUUUCUUGCCCAGGAAAAACAAGGUUUUCCACUUUUGGAAGAAGGUAGGAAGUGCUUAUAAAGUAAAAUAAAGCCUUGCUCUCGGGCAAGCUGUGCACAGCCCCGUCCUGUCACUGCACGCCCCCCUGCGCCUCCCCUGCACCCGCUAGGAGCUAUGGCCGCUGACGCUUGUGGGGCAGCAGGAAACAUGGCAUUGUCCUUGGCCGGAGUCCAGGGUCCCCCUGGGCAAAGAGAAACCGUGCCUAACUAAUGGAGCCUCAGUUCCUCAUCUGUAGAGCAAGGACUGAGACGCCUCCCUCUCCUGCUGGCUCUGGAGGUGAGAUAAUUGGCAAAAUUCUUUUUUUUUUUUUAAUGUUUAUUCAUUUUUGAGAGAAGAGACAGAGAGAGCCUGAGUGGGGGAGGGGCUGAGAGCGGAAGAUGCAGUGUGAAGCAGGUUCCCGGCUCUGAGCUGUCAGCACAGAGCCCAACGUGGCGCUUGCACCCACAAAUAUAAUUGGUAAAAUUCUUAGCUCCAUGUCUACCACGUGAUGGGUAUUUCAAAUACUCGUUCUCCUAGCCUCUGGUCCUCUAAAGAAAUUACUCUGUAGGAAAUAAGAAAUUUGGGAAGUCACUUGAAAACAAAAAGUCAAUUGUAAUUCCUCCGUGUACAUCAAUUGUUCU